This is a messenger RNA of Babjeviella inositovora NRRL Y-12698, 2676 nucleotides long. RefSeq names its product sodium:solute symporter family protein. Gene Ontology annotation, cellular component: plasma membrane. Lineage: Eukaryota; Fungi; Ascomycota; Pichiomycetes; Serinales. The record is from RefSeq and is a predicted model, not a curated record. Gene Ontology annotation, molecular function: urea transmembrane transporter activity. Gene Ontology annotation, biological process: urea transmembrane transport. Bases 405 to 2447 code for a protein of 680 amino acids. The transcript has a single exon.
UAUUUCUCUAAUCCAAAUCUUGUCAUUCGGGGCUACUCCAGAUUUAUUACGAGUCAAUUAUGUCGCUGAGUUCCUGGAAACAAGUAAGGUACAGAGAUUGUAAAUCACUUGUAAUCUACUUAGCCGCUUUUAUUUUGGCCAUUGGUCCGGGCAUAACACUCCCGAAUGAACAGUUUCAGCCACAACUCUAAACUGUGUAGCUUAUCUACAGCGCUACGUGAGGUUAUAGAUUCAACUCUCAGGAUAGAAUUUCCGGCGCAACUUUACUUUGGUACGCAUUACAAAGAAAAGUGUAUACCGCAAUGUUCCCCUUUGACAUUUGUGGCAUUAUAAAACCUGGUCAGUUCCUCCCUUCUGGUACUGGCAGUUUACGAUUCAACUAAAACAUAGAAAACCACAGAUCCAUGCCAGAAACUGUUGAAUUAUUAGGACAAGCUUCGGGAUACGGGGUUCUUGUCGGAGUUGGGGCUUUAUUUGCCAUCGGCAUCGUUGUCGCGACUAAAUUGUCUUCUAGGUACUUGGCAGAGAACUCUCAGUCGACAGAAAUGUUUAUGGUGGCAGGCAGAAAGGUCGGUGUGGGCUUGACCGCCAGUGCAGUGUACUCCAGCUGGACCUGGAGUACCGAGUUUCUUAUGGUCACCACCAUGGUUUACAACUACGGUGUAAUGGCUUCCUUCUGGUACGGUGUUGGGUUGUGUUUCCAGAUUUGUCUCAUGUCCUUGUUGGGAAUGGAAGCCAAGAAGAAGAUCCCAGCUAGUCACACGUGCUUAGAAAUCGUGGAGAUAAGAUAUGGCAAGGCUUGUCACAUUUUGUACAUGAUUCUUUGCCUUGUUAACAAUAUCAUUUCUUGCUCAGCGAUGAUUUUAGGUGCCUCUGGUGCUAUCUCGGUCAUCGCUGGUAACAUGCAUAUUGUUGCCUGUACCAUGCUCAUUCCGUUCGGAGUGUUGUUAUACACCACCGUUGGGGGUCUCAAAUCGACAUUCUUGACAGACUAUGUCCACUCGUUUGUGGUUUUGGUAGUCAUGUGCUACGCUGCUACAUCUGUUUUGACUUCUCCCGAGAUUGGGGGAAUGGGUGGCUUGUAUGACAAGGUUAUCGCCCAUGACGGUGAUAGAUACAUUAAGGGAAACUUCCAAGGAUCUUUUUUGACGGGAAAAUCCCAGGGUGCCAUUUUCUUUGGUAUUGUUCUCACCAUCGGUAACACCGGCCUCACCGUCAUGGAUUCGUCGUUUUGGCAGAAAAGCUUCAGUGCCGAUCUUGAUGCCUCGGUUCCUGGCUACCUCCUUGCUGCUGGAACCAUCUUUGCCAACGUGUGGCCGAUCGGCACCAUUGUCGGACUAGCUGCAAUUGUCCUUGAGAGCACUCCAAUUUUUCCAACCUACCCAAGACUCAUGUCGGCCUAUGAAGUUAAUAGUGGCUUCGUUCUCCCGUACACCUUCAAAGCCGUAAUGGGUGAUAGUGCUCUUGGUGCGGUGUUGUUGAUUCUCUACCUCGCAGUCACCUCUACCGCAAGUGCUCAGAUGAUCUCGGUGAGUAGUAUCAUCUCCUUUGAUAUUUACAAGAAGUACAUCAAGCCAGAUGCGACGAAUAAACACUUGAUCAACGUUUCGCAUUUCGGUGUCGUCUUUUUUGGUCUUUUCGCUGCAGGGUUCUCCCUUGUGCUUCAUUACGCAGGUACAAACAUGACAUGGUUGACUUACUUUGUCUCUAUGGUCAUUUGUCCUGGGGUCAUUCCCUUGGUAUUGACAAUCAUGUGGGAUGGGCAAACGAGAUUGGCAUCUUUCAUUUCUCCCAUCAUUGGGAUGGUUUCCGGCAUUGCCGUUUGGUUGUCCACGGCGUACCAUUUCCAUGGAUCGAUUUCAAUCCUUUCAACUGGCGAUCAAAUCCCCUCUCUCUAUGGUGGUUUAACCGCAAUCUUCUUGCCAGGGGUUAUUAGCGUCAUUGUGAGUUUGACCAUCAAUCCUCACAAAUUCGACUGGAAUGAGUUUAAGAGGGCUCAACUUAUUGUGGUGGACCCACAGGAGGAUUAUAUAGACGAAGUGCAGUUUGUGUCUGAAGCCGCCAGCAAAGAAAAGGACGAGCCAGUGGUUGUUGCCACACUGGACGCUGGUACCCCCGCCGAGCAAGCUUCCCUUGAGACUGACUUGGAGGAUGAUGAAGUCAAGAGGCUAAAGAAGCUCAAUUUUUAUAUCAAAAUAUCCCGUAUUGCCGCUGUGUUUGUGUUUGUGGUGACGUGGGUUGUUUGGCCUAUGCCUUUGUACAGAGAUUGGAUUUGGAAUAAGGCGUUCUUCAAAGGCUGGACAACGAUGGCAAUCCUCUGGCUUUAUCUCGCUUUUGUCAUCAUUGGGUUAUUUCCGUUAUACGACGGUCGGCACUCUCUUGCAAAGGUUGGCAGAGGUUUUUAUCGUGAUUUUAUCGUACGAAAGGGCAAGCAGGCGUCGAGUUAAGAAUGGAUAUGGCGCUAGUUCAUAUUAUCCAAUCGGUGUCGAUGAUAUCGGUUUAUUAUAGCUAUCGUCAGACCUUAGUGAAAAUAUAUCAGGAUCCACCGAUAAUGUAAAAGGUUAUUCUUGGCUUGCGUCUAAUGACUUUUAUUGGGAGUCUUUGGCCGGAGCAAGAGUCUUCGUUUAAUAUAUAUUGGACUAGAUUACUGAAUUUUUCAAAGAAUUUGGGAAACAG